Molecule: messenger RNA, 859 nt
Organism: Heterocephalus glaber (naked mole-rat)
Lineage: Eukaryota; Metazoa; Chordata; Mammalia; Rodentia; Bathyergidae
Gene: Fam229a
Product: family with sequence similarity 229 member A
Source: RefSeq, a predicted model, not a curated record
GGCCGAGAGAGUGGAGCUGGGGACAGAGCCCGCGGUGUCUGCAUAGGCCGGGGAUGCCUGACUCCUCCUCGUGGACACCGCCUCCUACGCCCCGAUCUGAGGGCCUGCGUGAUCCGGUCGCCAGGCGCCAUAGCCUGAGCCUGCAGCACCCAAGCUUGAGUCCCCGCGCUAAGUGCCAGAGUAGCCCGGGGCAGCGAGGGUUCCCUGGCGGGCGGAACAGGCUCUGUGAUGUCAGUGCCGAUGCACGGGUCACAAUGCAGCCCUCCCCCUCCACCACCCGGCCUGGGCGAGCAGCCGACACCUGCCCGGCUCCGCCUGGACCGGAGCGACCUCCGGUGGCCAAGGCUCCGGCAACCGCUUCCAGCCUGGGACCGGCCUCGGCCUCCGGCAGGUGUGCAGCGACCCCGGGGACAGGCCCAGGCAGAGGGCGCCCGGCCGCCCGAGAGCGGCCUGACGGCCACUCCCCGCACAGAGUGCCCCGGGGCCUGGACAUGUGUGCCCAGGAGCCCCCGCAGGGUCGAAGAUUCCCCAUUGAGGCCGGAGACUCUCCUGGCCUUGCCGCCGCCCCCGAGUCCCAGGAUAACCCGGAGCCGGUAGCUACUGAGCACAACCCCGUCAGGCCGCUGCGACGCUGCCCCGGCUGCCACUGCCUGACGCUGCUGCACGUGCCUAUCGACGUCUACCUGGCCAUGGGCGGGAGCCCGCGGGCCCGCGACACCUGAGCACCUCUGUGCACAAAGGCUCCGCGGGAGCCGGGCGGGACGAGGCCCCACGCGCCGAGCACGCGACAAUGAUGCACAUUUUAAAAUAAAAGAAUGAUGCACAUUUUAAUAAAGUACAGCAUAAACUGUUCUUUCCA